This is a messenger RNA of Cyprinus carpio (common carp), 2756 nucleotides long. Its product is annotated as shaker-related potassium channel tsha2-like. Gene Ontology annotation, cellular component: paranode region of axon; juxtaparanode region of axon; dendrite. Gene Ontology annotation, biological process: potassium ion transmembrane transport; protein homooligomerization. NCBI's taxonomy places the organism in Eukaryota, Metazoa, Chordata, Actinopteri, Cypriniformes, Cyprinidae. Gene Ontology annotation, molecular function: delayed rectifier potassium channel activity; protein binding. The record is from RefSeq and is a predicted model, not a curated record.
CCCUUUGCUGUCUUUAGCACUCUGGGUGUUAUCUGUUUGAGCUCUCGGCUGAGCAUGUUGUCAGAAUGACUUCUGUUUCUUUACACCAAUAGAUUAGUUUUAAACAGUUUUUCAAGUUAUUACAAGGUAGCUUAGUAGCGUUUAGAAGUUAGUUUUGGGCUCUACCUCCGUCAGGCUGGAGCUAUCGGAUCCAAAAAACUGGUGGAGUGGCGGAAAGUCGAGGAGGCACAACAGACAACACUCCCGAGGGGCAAAGAUGUCCCGAGAGAACCACGAUGAGAGUGUGGACCACGCUGCCCUCUUCCAGGACGUCUGUGAAGCGGAGCCCCCUGACCAGGAGUGCUACAUGCUCGUCACUAUCAACAUUUCAGGUCUGCGUUUCGAAACGCAACUUAAAACCCUCGCAAGAUAUCCGAACACGUUACUAGGAGACCCAACUAAAAGGAUGCGGUUCUACGACCCGGUGAGGAACGAGUUCUACUUCGACAGGAACAGACCAAGUUUUGAUGCGAUUCUGCAUUUCUAUCAGUCUGGCGGGAGACUUCGAAGACCCAUCAACGUGCCGGUUGAGAUCUUUAUGGAUGAAAUUAAAUUUUACGAAAUUGGUGAUGACGUCAUCAAUCGUUUCAGAGAGGACGAGGGUUUGUUAAAAGAAGACGAACGUCCCGUUCCGGCCAAUGAGUUGAAGCGUCAAAUCUGGCUGCUGUUUGAGCAUCCCGACAGCUCUGGUCCAGCCAGAAUGAUCGCUAUAGUAUCUGUAAUGAUCAUCCUGAUAUCCAUUGCUAUCUUCUGUAUAGAAACUUUGCCAGAAUUUAGAGAGGAUAACCGUGUGUUCAAUAACCACCUUGCGCCGAACGGAACGACUGCUGGAAAAAGAUCUAGUACGUUCACGGAUCCAUUCUUCUUGUUGGAGACCAUCUGCGUCGUUUGGUUUUCCUUCGAACUGUUUGUAAGGUUUCUUGCGUGCCCGAGCAAGCCCGCCUUCUUCAAAGACAUCAUGAACGUCAUAGACAUUGUGGCUAUUCUUCCAUAUUUCAUUACUUUGGGUUUAGACCUUAGCGAGGUCCAGUCAAACUCGCAACAGACCACGUCUCUCGCCAUACUGAGAGUUAUCCGCUUGGUGCGCGUCUUCAGGAUUUUCAAACUUUCACGGCACUCCAAGGGUCUCCAAAUUCUCGGCCAGACCCUACGAGCGAGUAUGCGAGAACUUGGACUGCUGAUAUUUUUCCUUAUCAUCGGGAUUAUAUUGUUCUCCAGUGCGGUGUACUUCGCGGAAGUGGACGACCCGGAAUCGUCUUUUACUAGUAUCCCAGACGCGUUCUGGUGGGCGGUUGUUACCAUGACUACUGUUGGAUAUGGUGACAUGUACCCAGUGACUAUAGGAGGCAAAAUUGUUGGAUCGAUGUGUGCCAUUGCAGGAGUUCUUACAAUCGCCCUGCCGGUACCGGUAAUCGUGUCGAACUUUAAUUACUUCUAUCACCGAGAGCACACCGAGGAGGAGCAAGUGGAAUACACGCACGUAACGUGUGGCCGCACGUUGUCUUUUGUUUGUGACCGAAAUAAAAGCGACAGUAAACCCUCUCUGUUGAAAUCAGAGCAUUCAGACGACGACGACUGGAAUUCAAUAAGCGCGUUACAUUUCAGUCCAUCAGAGGAAAAUACAAUCAAACUCACAGAUGUGUAAGAACGCGCGCGCAUUUAUGAAGCAGCAGCUGUAUGAAGACAUUUUUUCUCUAUAAAGAAGACAGAAGUUGAUACUAGGCUACCUGCAUAAACAUGCAAUGUGUGUGUGUUUUUGUCAGUAGCGGUCCGUCAGAGGCUGUGUUUUAAAAGGAACAAACAGACAAACUGAUACAAUUAACUUUUUUAUUGUACCCAUAAAUGUGCAUAAUGCAUAUGAUGUGAAUAUUUUUAUUACGAGGAAGCCCUGGUGAGUUUUAAUCACUGCACGGAAGUUACAGGACAGCAUUAUUACUAAACUGACCAAUCAGAUUAGACAUUACUUCCGUCCAAACUGCGAAAUUAGACUAAUUAAACUAGCUUCUUUCUGAAUAAUCGUUGUCAGAGAGGGAAGCAUUCAAACCAAUCAGGUUUCAGUUUCACGUUAUUGCGUCAUCAAGCCACACAAUAAGUGAUCAGGAAUUUUGAGAUGGUCUUCACUGCAGAACACAAGAUCCAGGGGGCGUGGUUGGAUCCAGAUCCAACUCCUCCCACCUUACAUAUACCUAAAUCUACCCGUCUCCAACCCCUGAUCCCUAAACCCACCCUUCUCCACCCCUAAACCUAACAAUCUCCACCCCCUAGGAUCUUACCAUGCCCCCUGGAUCUUGUGUUCUGCAGUGAGGGGCUACUGGGAAUUUUAGCCAAAAUAUAGAUUAAACACAAAUGAAUUAAGGAUGAGACUGAAUUAAAGGACGAUAUACACAUUUACCAAAAUGAAGGAGCGAAUGACUGAAUUCACACAGGUGAGUUAAUAUUAGAAAGAACGGGGCUAUUUUUAUAUUGAAUGUAUCAUUUGUGUACAUAAGCAAAAUUAUCAGUAAAUAUACAAAUAGGCUAUAUUGGUUCAUAGAUCAGUAUUAAUUUAAAAAUCAUUCUCUCAAAAUAUCCUCAGGCCGCUACUGAUUUUUGUAAUAUAUUGUAAUAUAUUUGUAAUCUAGAACUUAUUUACAUCUUAUUUAUAAAAUGUUUAAAGCUUUAAGUCUUCAUUAUGUCAUCGCCUUGUGAGAUACUGUUCUUAAAAUAUAUCUAUAAUC